Austrofundulus limnaeus is the source of this 4044-nucleotide messenger RNA. RefSeq names its product reticulophagy regulator family member 2 (gene retreg2). The record is from RefSeq and is a predicted model, not a curated record. The transcript is spliced from 9 exons. Gene Ontology annotation, cellular component: membrane. Bases 34 to 1770 code for a protein of 578 amino acids. Lineage: Eukaryota; Metazoa; Chordata; Actinopteri; Cyprinodontiformes; Rivulidae.
GAUCUCUGAACACCRUAACAAAGUGGGGGAAACAUGGCGAGCGGGGACGAGGCCAGCGGAUGCCCCUCGGUUACCUCCUCUUCGGUCGGCCUGGAGGACCUGUUUCCCGCAGGGACGUCGGAGCAGACUUGCGGAUUUGGGAACCCGGAGCUCGACCGCUUGCGGGAGCGUCUCCAGGCUUGGUUAUCGCAGUACGAGCCCCUGCUGCUGUGGGCGCAGCGGCUGCUGGUCUGGGAGAGGCCGCUCUACAGCGUCUCCGCCGCCCUGACACUCAACACAUUAUUCUGGCUUCUGUCCUCCACCUCUCUGCGGCCCCUGUUCCUGCUUAGCGUGACCCUGCUGGGGCUAAUGCUGCUGGAAAGAUGGAAGCCCAAGUUACCCAUCAUUACUGUUCAACAUGCAGAGGCUCAGUCUGAACAAAGUCAAACGAUGAGCUCAGAGCACCAUCURCUCAGCGUUCCUGAGCUCAGCCACCACCUGGCUGAGAGCUACCUGACCUGCUGCCUGUAUCUGCAGGAGACGCUGCAGUACAAACGGCGAAACCACGGCAAGUUCUGUACGAUGAUGUGCAGCGGCUGCUUUGUGCUGGCUGUGGUUGGACAUUACGUGCCAGGAAUCAUGAUAUCGUAUAUUAUCGCUCUAAGCGUGCUGCUCUGGCCGUUGGUGGUGUAUCACGAACUGAUCCAGAGGAUGUACACGGGCUUGGAGCCGAUCCUGAUGAAACUGGACUACAGCAUGAAGGGAGACACCGAGCAUCGCAAGCACGACAAGAGGAAGGUAAAGAAGGAGAUGGAAGUGGGAGAUGAGCCUCUAGUGGAGACAGAAAGUGAGAGUGAUGAGGACGAGGAGGAAUUGUCUUGUUUUGCUCCGACGGUGGAUGUGAAAACUACAGCACUGGCUAUGGCCAUCACUGACUCCGAGCUGUCAGACGAAGAGGCAUCUAUACUGGAGAGUGGGGGGUUCUCUGUGUCCAGAGCCACCACCCCCCAGCUAACGGACCUCUCUGAAGACUUGGACCAGCAUAGUUUACACAGCGACCCCGAGGAGGCAUUCCUGCGGGACCUCCCAGAGUUCCCCUCGGUCGAGGAGUUCCCAUCCAUUGAGCACGGUCUGCUUCACUUUCCCCAUCGAGGCUUGGCUCAGGUGGACGGUGCACAGGCCGGUGCCGAGUUGGAGAAGGAGCCACUGAGUCCCGCCAGCCUCCUCAUCCAGCACCUGGCGUCGCCCCUCCACUUUGUGAACACGCAUUUCAACGGACACGGCCGACCGCCCGGCAGCGAGGAGGCGCAGAGGCGGGCGGCGGAGGGCCGGGACGCAGCAGUGACCCAGGGAGCCCAGCGCUCCUUGGAGGCGCUGAGCGAGGAGAUCGUGAGCACGGCCAUCUCCACCGUGGUGCAGAACACUCUGUCGGCCCUGCUGCGCUCCAGCGAGGCCAGCGACGAGCCCUCCCUGGCCGAGUUCCUCCCUACCGAAACCCCACCUGGCCCUCUGGAGACCCCCACCCAAUCCACCGACACCGCUAGCAACACGGUCAUUACAGCGGGGGCGCCGGAUCCCAACACGGACCUGGACGAUGGGGUGAAGGCAGAAAGCGGCGCCGGCGAAGAGUUCCCAGAUGACACGCUGGUUCCGAUGGAGGAGGAGGACUUUGAGCUGUUGGACCAAAGUGAACUGGAGCAGGUGGAUGAGGGGCUGGAGCUCAGCUCUGACAGAGAGGUGGGCGGAGCUUCAUCAGACACAACUACAUUGGUUCUACAGCCACAGUCAUAGCCCACCCUCUUAUCCCCACCUUUAUAUGUUGUUGUUUUUAUUUGUAUGUUAAAAACGACUUUAUUUACCCUCAUCUGCAACGCAUUAUUCAAAGACUCUGUUGGUGGUUGAAAACAUUCUGCUCUUUACAUUUCAUCAUUCUUCUCAGCUUUGGUAUCUGAGUUGUUUCAUGUUAGAUGGCAGGAGGCAGUCAUGCUACCAAAGCUCUACUGUACCAUUAAAAGGGACAUGAUAUGCUUUUAUUUUGGUAUAUUAACAUGUUGGAGGCUUUGGUCAAAAUACAAUCUUACUGCCUCCUUUUCAAACAUUUAUUCAAAACAGUUUCAUUUUUUGAGUUGCUUACACUUUUAUUAUUUUCAGUAUUCUUUAAGGCUGCAUCCACACUUCAGGUCUUAAUGCUCAGAUCUGAAUUUCUCUGCGUGGACGUUCACGUGACCAUUUAAAAUGAACYGCCAUCUGACUCCAGUGUGAUGUCAAAUACAAGCGCUCUGUUUAAGUAAACAUGGAUGCUGCAGAUGUUAGCACGUUUAUUCUGAAGUUGUUGUGCAAUCAGAAUUUUUUUUCUGCUCUCCUUGUUUCAGCCAGUGUUUACAUUUAAACCACCUGUCUCUUGCCGCCUACUCCAGCGCAGCGUGUAGUUUGGAAUGGGAUGCGAGUGACGUGCUGAAAGUGAAACUAUCUAAAGCAUUGAUCCAGUAACUUUUGUAUCGAUGUGAUGACAUCACAUCAUCUUGUUCACACUGGUCUGUUGGAGGUCGAGCAUAGCCUCACAUAAAGUCAGAGAAUAGUGAAGAAAAAAGUUCAGAAAUAUGCUGUCGCACCAAAACAGCAGCAAGGGGUUUUUAAUUUCCCACUGCUGAGGUUCAGUGAAUGCAUCGUGAUUACAGGUUGGAGGCAGAAUAACCGAACUCAGAGGUGGAAACAUGACUCAUAUUUGGAGAUAAUUUCAGACCUAGAAGGCUCAAAAAAAAAAAAACUGGGUUGCAUUUUUUUGUGUGUAAAGUCACUUUACUAUUCCAUGCUUUCAAGCACAAAUAAUGCAUUUUUCUUUAGCAGCAUGUCCAGUUUAACACUCAUGGUACAUUAGAGGUUUGGUUUUGUUGUCUGUUAACUUGUUUUAACAGUUCUGAAGAUGUCGUUAUUGUUUCUGAAUGCGUUCAAAUCUAAAACUGAAGUUUAGCAUCCUGCUAACAACAAGGAUGCCUUGGCUUUUGGAUGAAUCCGUCCAUGCAGAUGUUUAUCUAGUUUAUUAAAAUAAAAUUUAAAAAAAGGUAAAAUGUUGGAUCUAUAACAAAUAUUAUAUAUGCUAUAAAUUAUUUAAUUUAAUUACCAGCUGAUGAAACUUUAACAAAAAUCUUAGGGGAGUGCUGAGAGUGUAUUUUAUGUCUUUGAUUAACCCAUAAUGAUUGUAAAUACUCGUUUUAAUGACACAGUGUAUGUUCAAGUGUAAUCGUUAAAGAAAAAAAAUACAUUGGCAUCUUUUUUUUUUGAGUUGAAGCAAUUUUCGGGGAUUUAUUGCCUGAAAAUUAGAUCUUUGACAUUCUUGGAUGUUAAGAACAUAAAAAAAAUUACAAAAGUGAGUUUUAUGCGAGAGAAGUCAAAAGAAACUCCCCCUGUGGGACAGAAGGCACAUUUUUUUAUUGACAUCUGUGAAUAUUUCUUACACCCAAACAUAAUUGAUCCAUAUGUGACUGAAUUUGCUCUAUAGGUCCUUGUACUGUUUGUACAGUCAUCACUCGUUUAUUUUUUUAUUUUAUUUUUUGCAUGCGCUGCAUCACACGUUUGAAAAUUAGCAGUCAAUUUUCCUGAGARUUGCUCUUCCAGGAGCACAUUUCUGUUGCUGUCCUUGAUUAGAAAUGGGUCAAAAGGUCACCAGAUGAACUGCUUUCAGAGAGAUCUUAAUAAAGCUUUAGGUAACCACUCAGCAUCCAGCUCUCAGGGUGUGUGUGUGGGGGUGUGGGUGUGGGUGUGUGUGAUGGGGUCGUACAGCAGGAUUAUAACAGGAUAUGUAUUCUUUUCUCCAUCCGUCGUAGAGCUUUGUAUUUCUACUAACCGUUCCUGUUUUUCCAGUUGUUUUAUAGUGUAGAAAUGAUAUGAGAAAAAAAAACUACAAAAGUGUAUUUUCUGCAUGUAAAAAUGGCUCUCUGUUCAUGUUGUCAACUGCACAAUUUGUGGGAAAAAAUACUAGAUUGAAUGUUUCAAGUAAAAACAAAAAAGCUCAGAUUCUUUGAUAUUUUGUUACUAAUGAUGGAAUAAAAGUUUGCUGUAAAUAGA